Messenger RNA from Lampris incognitus (smalleye Pacific opah), 1703 nucleotides. It is a transcript of the gene adob, whose product is annotated as 2-aminoethanethiol (cysteamine) dioxygenase b. Gene Ontology annotation, cellular component: mitochondrion. The transcript has a single exon. Bases 212 to 997 code for a protein of 261 amino acids. Gene Ontology annotation, molecular function: oxidoreductase activity, acting on single donors with incorporation of molecular oxygen, incorporation of two atoms of oxygen. The record is from RefSeq and is a predicted model, not a curated record. Lineage: Eukaryota; Metazoa; Chordata; Actinopteri; Lampriformes; Lampridae.
CAUGGGGAGGUGAAAGGCAGGUGACGUUGAGCUAAACGCCGUCCGUAAUUUACUCGAAUCACACUUAUUCUCGUUUUCAUCGAUGUCCAUUUUCCAACUAAAUCCAGAAAAGGUUACGGUGGAUUAACGUGCGCGUGGCACAAGCGGUCAGCGCACCAGCUGCAGACCGCGCUGCAGAUGUGAGCUGCCGCAGCGGGACCGGGGGUUCGGUAUGAUGCCACAGGACAGCAUGACUUCCAUCGUUCAGAGACUAGCCCGCCAGGCCCGCGUCACGUUCAGAAACCCUCCUCUGACUGUAGAAGCCAGCAAAACUUUCUUGGAAAACCAGAACAAGUUGAAGAGCAUGAUGACGGAAGUGAGAGCGACGGACCUGAAACUCGUUCCGAGGAAAAUGGAAACUUCGCCCGUUGCCCCGCACCCGUACCGCGGCGUACCUCCAGUAACGUACAUGCAAAUAUGCGAGACGGACGAGUUCAGCAUGGGGGUGUUUCUGCUAAGAAACGGGGCCUCAAUCCCACUGCACGAUCACCCGGGGAUGCACGGCAUGCUCAAAGUUCUGUACGGCAAGCUCAGAAUCACCUGCUUCGACAGGCUGGACAAAAUGUACCCCGAUGCUACACCCGGCGACCCUCAUUCACUCCCCCCGUUUCAGACCGGAGCUCUGAGACGGUCUGUGGUCCGGUCCACCGGGGACUACACGGACGAGAGCAUGCCGUGUAUUCUCUCGCCAGACCGAGACAACCUCCACCAAAUUGACGCUGUAGACGGGCCGACGGCUUUCCUGGACGUGCUGGCCCCACCGUACGACCCGGAUGACGGGAGGGAUUGUCAUUACUACGAAGUUUUACCGCCGCCGCCGGUGAGGGAAACUGGGGCCAAGAAGACUCCUCGGGAGGCGCACGACCAACCCAUGGAGGUUUGGCUCAUGGAAAUUCCGCAACCUCCUGACUUUUGGUGUGGCGGUGAGCCUUACCCAGGUCCGGAGGUCUCUCUCUGAGUCUGUGACUACAGCGUCUUCUUGUCUGCUUGUCGCUCUCGGUAGCUCUUGAGCAGUUUAUGGCAAAGACCGUUCCUGAAUAGAAUAAAAGACUGUAGGCAUUUUUCGGCUGGCAUUAGAUAGUCGGCCUUGAUGAAUCAGCUAAAUAUGGAGUUCAGGUUGUGGGAAAAAAAACACCUGCAUUUAAUCAUCUGUUCUUACAUUGUUUGCACUAAAAUAAAUUGAAUGGUUAUCCAUUAAAAGGUAACUUAUUCCUGGGUUGAGCUGCAUGGUAAUUCUGCUGACUGGAUCACCUGAAUGGUGGUGUUAUUAUUAAAAACAUGGACUUGAAGUGAUGGUUUCGUUUCUCUUAUGUGGACACACUGAUUGCAAAUCAAGUGGUCAUGUUUGAAAAAUGUGCUUGAUACGUUUAGUGUACUGUAAUCCCCACCAUGUCAUCGGCAGUAGUCAAACUCCAUUCUUUAUAGAGUUUCUGACGGUUAGAACAUGGCUAAAACAUCGUCCACCCAUCCAUCAUCCAAACCGCUUAUCCUGCUGUCAGGGUGGCGGGGAUGCUGGAGCCUAUCCCAGCAGCCACUGGGCGGCAGGCGGGGAGACGCCCUGGACAGACCGCCAGGUCACCACAGGGUAGUGUUGAUACGAUUUCUCUUCACAAGGUACAAAGGUCCGCAUGUAGCUCAAUGAUUGGAGCAUGAUGUUAAUAUUG